Gongylonema pulchrum is the source of this 333-nucleotide messenger RNA. The record is from the annotation of a GenBank genome assembly. NCBI's taxonomy places the organism in Eukaryota, Metazoa, Nematoda, Chromadorea, Rhabditida, Gongylonematidae.
AUGACUCACGGUUCACGACAGCAGUGGCUUCCACACGAACCGGAACUGGGAAGCGCAGUUCAAAUUUGGCACUCUCGAAGUAACUCCUCACUCCAAAUGCGUAAAGGCGCCGCUGCGGCGACAGUAUUUGUUAAAGACGAUGAACGCAUGUUUCACGUGAAGGAUGAUCCAGUAUCCUAUGGAAGAUCAAAAUUGGCCAGUUAUGAGGAUUCUAAAGAAGAAAGCGCAAUUGUGUUUGAAAAACCACUUGCUACGACAUCCCACAGCGAUGCGUUCAAUGUAGUUGGCCUAGUUCAUGAUGCGAUAACUCUGGCACGAAUACUGAAACGUUAG